Molecule: messenger RNA, 984 nt
Organism: Hibiscus syriacus
Lineage: Eukaryota; Viridiplantae; Streptophyta; Magnoliopsida; Malvales; Malvaceae
Product: RING-H2 finger protein ATL33-like
Exons: 2
Coding region: 128-808 (226 amino acids)
Biological process (GO): protein ubiquitination
Source: RefSeq, a predicted model, not a curated record
GUCCCCACAUUUUCCUUUCAAUUAUUGCAGUUGAAAAUUACCCGAAAACUACAUCUCCCAUCCAAUUGCCUCUUCCCCAAUUUUGUGGUCUUUUUACCAUUGUUUUCCUUUUUGUUUCCUCCUUAUCAUGGAGAACUCACCAACCAUUAUCAGGCCAACACCGCCACCGCCGCCGUUUCCCCAGCCUGAAAACACGACUAACAUUACUAUCAUCAGCUCACCUCCGCCACUACCUCUCUUCUCUUCACCACCCCAAACUUUUACUAUAGUGAACAUCUAUCAGCCUCCUCCUUUCCCUGAUUCACCAAGAAGCGUUGAUUUAUCUCCACUCGAAUUCAUCCUCGCCCUUUUGGCUGUCACAACUAUCGUCGCUUUGAUCUACUCUUUCUUUUUCUCUGUCAAAUGCCCCCCUUGGUCUUCCCGGGACCGUCACGAUGAACCUCGAGAGCUUCCUACUGACAACCAUGGAGGUAGUAGUAGUAUCGUUGAAGUAACCGAGACGAGGAGGGAGCCGGUUUCGGGUCUCAAGUAUCGAAAAGAGACCCAUUCUAAAGAGAUUGGGAACGAGUGUCCCGUUUGUUUAUCGGUGUUCGCCGACGACGAAGAAAUAAAGCAAUUGAGUGAAUGCAAGCACUCGUUCCAUACUACUUGCAUUGAUUUGUGGCUUAACAAUCACGAUAAUUGUCCGAUCUGCCGGGCUCCCGUUGCUGUUAAGCGUCCUGUCGGUAACAACCGUACGCCGCCGUCUGGUCCGGCCAGAGGUAGUGAUCACCAUCAAGGUUUACCCGAUGCAUCGACGCUGGUUUAAUUUCUUCCUUAAAUUUUGCUCAAACUCCAAUAAUCGGUAGCAUAAAACUACAGAAUCCUGCUAGUAUAGAGAAUUCAACCUUUAAAUUUCACUUAUAUUUUUGUGUGAUUCUGCUAUAUGAGAACUGAAAGAUGGGUCGGAAAUGGAAGUAACAGAUCCCCACGUUUUCUCUACAA